Messenger RNA from Ziziphus jujuba (common jujube), 2415 nucleotides. Its product is annotated as protein NRT1/ PTR FAMILY 2.6. The transcript has 4 exons. Gene Ontology annotation, biological process: transmembrane transport. Lineage: Eukaryota; Viridiplantae; Streptophyta; Magnoliopsida; Rosales; Rhamnaceae. Gene Ontology annotation, cellular component: plasma membrane. The coding region runs from base 763 to 2415 and encodes 550 amino acids. The record is from RefSeq and is a predicted model, not a curated record. Gene Ontology annotation, molecular function: transmembrane transporter activity.
UUGAAAGAAUCAACCGAAGCUCUAUAUUUAUAGGCUUGAAAUAAGACAAUAUUUUUUGGCUGGUUUUCUUACCGAUUAGGAGUGGUGAACUUGAACACGGGCUACCAUUCCGAGUGCCGGUUGAUCCGUUAAUUUGUCGCAUUAGGUGUUUGAUAAGAGCACUCUGAUUAGAAAUACUGAUAGCUAGCUAUAUGAUUCAUCAUGUCAACAAGAACAGUAACAUCAAUGGAGGUGAUAAGAAUUGGAACUAUCAAAAAUUAUUGAAAAGCAAGUGGAUGAAAAGAUUAAAAAGAAAAACAGAUUUAACAGCCCCCGUUUAAUCUGAUGGUGGAAGGAAAACAGUAAUCAUCCUGUCAAUUCACUAUAAAACAUGAGCUAGCACAGCAUAAUUCCAUCUUCAUUUCCAAAAGUAUAAGGUAGGAAAGCAGCAGUAGCAGUUGUAAUAGUAUACGGAGAAGUAAAGAAUAAACACAUUAAAUCAACUCAGCAUCUAAUUCUAACAUUGACUACCAGCAUCAAUUCCUUGUUGGAUUGCAACAAAUUUGGAGUUGGAAACCACUGCUUCUGCUUUCCCUAUACAUGCCCUUGAUGCAUGCGUAGCAUGAACUUCACUGUGGAAACACAUAAAGUGCCUCACUCGUCCCCGUCCAUCUCAAUUAUAUAUAUAUAUGCCUCAUCUCAAAUUCUUGGAGGAUAUAUAUAAGCACUAUACCUAAACGGAAAGGGUACUACUAGGUAGCACCAUUAUCUUAUACGAUAACGAUGGCUGCAGCAACCUCAACUGAGUUGCAACUCCAAAGUUCUGAUCCUGCUAGUAGUCGUCGCGGAGGCUGGUCGACGUUUCCCUUCAUCAUUGGGUCACUGGCAGGGUUGACACUUGCUGUGUCAGGAUGGGGUACGAACUUGGUUGUAUAUUUGAUCGAGAAGUUCCAUGUAGAAAGCAUAGCUGCUACGCAGAUUGUGAACAUCGUUAGCGGUUGCACAAGCCUUCUUCCAGUCAUUGGAGCAAUCAUAGCAGACUCAUUUGGUUGUUUCUCUGUCAUCUGCAUCUCUGCCUUCAUUUCUUUGCUGGGAACAAUUCUUAUAGCUUUAACAUCAAUCUUGAAAACGUUAAGACCUCAACUGUGUGAAAGUGGAUCGUGGUUUUGCUCGUCCCCAUCGAAAAUUCAGUUCGCAGUCUUAUAUUCAGGGGUGGCUUUGGGAUCAAUAGGGCUAGGAGGCACUCGCUUUACCAUAGCAGCACUAGGAGCAAAUCAGUUUGACAGAGUGAAGGAAAAGGAGGUUUUCUUCAAUUGGUUUGUGGUCAUAAUGUAUGCGUCAGCUGUAACAGGUUCCACAGUCAUCGUGUACAUUGAGGACAAUGUGAGUUGGACAUUGGCAUAUGGAAUCUGUGUUGUAGCCAAUGUUAUCAGCAUAUGCAUCUUCUUGCUUGGAAGUCGUUAUUAUCGCCUUGUUAAUCCACGAGGGAGCCCGUUCAUGAGCUUGGCUCGUGUUGUUGUUGCAGCCAUUAGGAAGAGGAAUUUCAAAAUUUCAUCCAAAGCAGAGGAUUACUACCAUGGAGAGGAUACGCCAAAAGAAAUAGUGGCUUCCACGCCUAUAAAAAGCUUCGAGUUCUUGAAUCGAGCAGCGUUGAUAACUGAAGGAGACAUAAGAUCUGAUGGCUCCAUUUCGAAACCGUGGAGGUUGUGCUCACAACAAGAAGUUGAGGACCUGAAAACAUUAAUAAGAAUCUUCCCAAUUCUUUCCAGUGGGAUUUUCUUAUCCACCCCAAUCGCUGUAAUAAGUAGCUUAACGGUCCUCCAAGCUCUAACAGUGGAUCGUCAUUUCGGACCAUACUUCAAAAUCCCAGCAGGAUCAAUGAUUGUCUUUAUACUAACUUCCACAGCCGUAUCCGUCACACUCGUAGAUAGGUUCCUCUAUCCCAUUUGGCAGAAGCUUAUUGGUCAACCUCCAACACCCCUCCAACGAAUAGGACUUGGCCAUGUAAUCAAUGCACUAGGCAUGGCUAUCGCUGCCAUUGUAGAGUCAAAGCGGCUUGAAGUAGCUCGAUCCCGUCAUCAUAUGGACCAACCAGGCUCCACUGUCCCCAUGUUGGUCUUGUGGUUUGUCCCACAAUUGGCUGUGGUUGGAUUUGGAGAAGCAUUUCAUUAUCCAGGACAAGUGACAUUUUAUUACCAAGAGUUUCCAAAGUCUCUCAGGAGCACAGCUACUGCUAUGAUUUCCAUGAUUAUGGGGAUCGCAUACUAUUUAAGUACCGCAAUUAUCGAUCUAAUCCAGAGGGUUACAGGAUGGUUACCAAAUGAUAUAAACAAUGGUAGAAUGGAUAAUGUGUACUGGAUGUUACUUGUGGUGGCCGUGCUCAACUUCUUUUACUAUCUUUUAUGUGCUAGAUUUUAUAAGUACCAGAUACCGUAA